CGAAUGACACAUUCAACAUUCCAGGGUUGCGUCAAACUACCCUAUAAAAGGCCUGCUCGCCUCCGUCUUCAGCACAUCCUCUCAGCAUCAAGCAUCGGGACUGCAAAGAUGGCAUUUACUCUGCGCUCGUUGUUCCUCCUCUGCGGGAUCAGUGGACUCUUGGCUGCAGUCCGGGCAGACAAGAAUGGAAAUUACUGUCCUCAGGGCUGGACUCAGUUGGAUGACAAAUGUUACAUCUUUGUCCAGCAGCAGAGAACUUUUAUUGAUGCAGAGCAAAUCUGCAUACUUAGAGGUGGGAAUCUGGUCUCUAUCCUCGACGCCAAGGAAAACGCAUUGGUCCUCGAGCUGAUUCGUGACACGCUUGGUGACAUUCAAGACACCUGGAUUGGACAGCAUGAUGGAGUUGAGGAGGGAACCUUCCUCUGGACUGACGGCUCACCUGUGGACUUUGGUGCCUAUACCGCCCCUCAGCCUGACAACUUUAAUGGCGUGGAAGACUGUGUGGAGAUUUCUAGCCAAACGGAGGCAUGGAAUGAUGACGAAUGCACUGACGUGAAUUUCUUUGUCUGCAUCAAAGAAGCACACGAGCACUGAUCAACUCAACCACCAUCGCAUCAAUCUUCAAAAAUGUCUUUUCCAAAAUCUUAAGAAUCGUCUGAGAAAAUAGCUGACUUCCAGUGGUAUCUUUGUAUCUAUCUUUUGUCUCCUACGCAGUUCAAUUUUUUCUUGAUGGCAAUCAAAUUUGGAAGCUCAAAGGGUAUCUGUAAUAAAUGAAGGAAUCUCUCAAAGCA
This is a messenger RNA of Phycodurus eques (leafy seadragon), 791 nucleotides long. Its product is annotated as galactose-specific lectin nattectin-like. The transcript is spliced from 7 exons. The record is from RefSeq and is a predicted model, not a curated record. Lineage: Eukaryota; Metazoa; Chordata; Actinopteri; Syngnathiformes; Syngnathidae. Gene Ontology annotation, molecular function: signaling receptor activity. The coding region runs from base 4 to 594 and encodes 196 amino acids.